Messenger RNA from Salvelinus fontinalis (brook trout), 840 nucleotides. RefSeq lists its product as uncharacterized. The record is from RefSeq and is a predicted model, not a curated record. Lineage: Eukaryota; Metazoa; Chordata; Actinopteri; Salmoniformes; Salmonidae. Bases 1 to 840 code for a protein of 279 amino acids. The transcript has 3 exons.
AUGACGGGGACUACUCCCCAGGACUACUCCUCAGUCUACCAGGACUACUCCCCAGGACUACUCCCCAGGACUACUCCCCAGGACUACUCCCCAGGACUACUCCUCAGUCUACCAGGACUACUCCCCAGGACUACUCCCCAGGACUACUCCUCCGUCUACCAGGACUACUCCUCCGUCUACCAGGACUACUCCCCAGGACUACUCCCCAGGACUACUCCCCAGGACUACUCCCCAGGACUACUCCUCCGUCUACCAGGACUACUCCCCAGGACUACUCCUCCGUCUACCAGGACUACUCCUCAGGCUACCAGGACUACUCCCCAGGACUACUCCCCAGGACUACUCCCCAGGACUACUCCCCAGGACUACUCCUCCGUCUACCAGGACUACUCCCCAGGACUACUCCCCAGGACUACUCCCCAGGACUACUCCCCAGUCUACCAGGACUACUCCCCAGGACUACUCCCCAGUCUACCAGGACUACUCCCCAGGACUACUCCUCCGUCUACCAGGACUACUCCCCAGGACUACUCCCCAGGACUACUCCUCAGUCUACCAGGACUACUCCCCAGGACUACUCCCCAGGACUACUCCCCAGGACUACACCUCCUUCUACCAGGACUACUCCCCAGGACUACUCCCCAGGACUACUCCUCAGUCUACCAGGACUACUCCCCAGGACUACUCCCCAGUCUACCAGGACAACUCCCCAGGAAAACUCCCCAGGCCUACUCACCACGGCCCUUUCUGGGGAUAAUCCCUACUAAGACCUGGGAGGCUGAAGCUGCAAGAGCCCCUUUCUUUAAUUCCUCCUCCCAUCCUGCAGCGGGUUUCUCAUAG